Messenger RNA from Solanum dulcamara, 894 nucleotides. RefSeq names its product G-type lectin S-receptor-like serine/threonine-protein kinase At1g11300. The coding region runs from base 1 to 894 and encodes 297 amino acids. NCBI's taxonomy places the organism in Eukaryota, Viridiplantae, Streptophyta, Magnoliopsida, Solanales, Solanaceae. Gene Ontology annotation, biological process: recognition of pollen. The record is from RefSeq and is a predicted model, not a curated record. The transcript is spliced from 3 exons.
AUGAAUCAACAUGUUGUAGAUGGUCAAACUGUAGUUUCAGCCGGAGGUAUCUUUGAGCUUGGUUUCUUCAGUCCUAAUGGAUCCCAAGGGCGAUAUGUCGGGAGUAGGUACAAAGGAUUACCAGUUGAAAAAGUUGCAUGGGUUGCAAACCGCAAAAGACCAUUAAUUGGAUCAUAUGGAGUACUUAUGAUCAAUGCAAGUGAUGGAAAUUUAUUCCUUGUGGAUGAUAAAAAUAUGUCAAUCUUGUCUACAGAAACUAGUUUGAUGUCCAAUAACACAGUUGCUGUACUGACUGAUCAGGGGAAUCUUGUUCUUUGCGAGUUGAAUAAAUCUAUAGGGCUGAAUACUAGAACAGGGGAGCAAAUUGUUGUCACGUCGUGGAAAGAUGAGAAAAAUCCAUCAUUGGGAAGGUUUAGCUCUGCUGUGGUGGAUCGUCAUGAACUUUUACAAGUACUUAUUUUGAAUGGCUCGUCGAAGCAUUUCAGAUCAGGGCAGUGGAACCGGAGAAGUUUCAUAGGAGUGCCUAGCAUGACUAAAGACCACCACAAUGGUUUUCAACUACUUACAGAUAAUAAUGGGGAGGAACUUUAUUUUUCUUAUGCUAUACUUAAUUACUCAGCUCCAACAUUGAUAUACUUUGAUUCCUACGGAGCAAUAAUUCAAAUAGAUUGGGAUGCAGAUGAGAAUAAAUGGUUAAGGGUACAGAACGAGGGGAAUCGGACUAGUGGUUGUGUCCGGAGAGCACAAUUCCAGUGCGAGGAGACGAUCACUAGUCCAAAUUCUGAUGACGAGAGAAAUAAGGGGGAUGUGUUUUUAUCGGUUUCAGAGAUGAAACUACCAGAUUUCUCACAUUACCUACUUGGGAUAAAAUGGAAUGCGAAAAUUCUUUCUUGA